AUGGUCAAGUACUUUACUAGCAAAAUUGACAUUAACAGCGUCUGGGACCAUGUCGUGUCGGCGUUUUGGCAGCGCUAUCCUAAUCCCUUCAGCACUCACGUUCUCACGGAGGAUGUCGUGUACCGCGAGGUGACCACAGACCACAGGCUUCUUUCGAGACGCUUGCUCACAAAGACAAACAGGCUUCCACGCUGGGCAGAGCGCUUCUUCCCUGCCGGAAUGUCACGCUCCGUGUACAUCAUCGAGGACUCCGUCGUGGACCCGGUCGGCCGGAGCCUCACAACCUAUACCUGGAACCUCAACCACACCACUCUCAUGUCAGUGGAGGAGCGAUGCGUUUUCCAAGAUGCAGCAGAACAACCGGGUGUCACCCAGCUGAAACGAGAGGCAUGGAUAUCCUCCAGCAUUUACGGAUUUUCCAGACCUAUCCAGGAGUUUGGAUUGGCCCGCUUUAAAAGCAACCAAGUGAAAGCCAUGAAAGGGCUGGAAUACGCAUUGUCCAACUUACAAGGAGAGACGCCCCAGCGGCUGCUCCGGGGUUCGGUGAUGGAGUGCCCCGACAAGACGAAAGGAGCCCACAAGAGUCUGGCCUCGAGCACUGCUUCUACCACGCAGAACCCUCCACAAUACGUCUGA
Nerophis lumbriciformis (worm pipefish) is the source of this 636-nucleotide messenger RNA. The record is from RefSeq and is a predicted model, not a curated record. NCBI's taxonomy places the organism in Eukaryota, Metazoa, Chordata, Actinopteri, Syngnathiformes, Syngnathidae.